Caenorhabditis auriculariae is the source of this 4519-nucleotide messenger RNA. NCBI's taxonomy places the organism in Eukaryota, Metazoa, Nematoda, Chromadorea, Rhabditida, Rhabditidae. The record is from the annotation of a GenBank genome assembly.
AUGGCAGACGAUCUUGUGAGCUUUUUCUUCUUGAUAAAAAUAUAAUUUCAAUAAAUUUAGGGAUUGGAACUCGGAAAGAAGAAGAAAACGAAAAAGAUCAUCAAACUGGAUGAUGAGGAUGAGGACGAAGCUGUUGUUCCAACUGCCGAGAACAUUAACGAAGAUUUGGGUACGAGGAUUUAUAGAAAAUAUCAAAAGGAUUUUCUGUUCCAGGUGACUUGAAUCUCACCGGCAAGAAGAAGAGAAAAGCGCCAAAAGUCGAUGUUGAAGAUGUCGUCGAAAAGGUUCCUCAACUCGGUAACUAUAACCCUCAUCAAUGUGUAAAGCUAUGGUUGUUUUUGAAGAUAUCGGCAUUGGAGCUUCAAAUUUGAUAGAUGCUUCAAAAACUUGGCCAGACUACACGUACGAAGAAUGCUUAAAUUUGGUUUUCCAAAUAAUGAAAGAAAAGAAUCCCGAACUGGCUGGAGAAAAGAAGAAGUUUGCCAUGAAGCCUCCAGAGGUCCUCUUAGAUUCUUUAAACAAUGUACGAUUUUUUGUUUUAGGUUGGUAGAGCAGGCAGUAAGAAGACGGCGUUCUCUAACUUUGCCGAAAUAUGUCGCCUAAUGAAAAGGCAAGACAAACACGUCUUACAGUUUCUACUUGCUGAGCUCGGUCAGUAAACAGUCACAUUUUGAAACGAAAACAUUUUUUUAGGUACUACUGGAUCCAUCGAUGGCAACAACUGCCUCAUUGUGAAAGGAAGAUGGCAACAAAAACACUUUGAGAGCGUAUUACGAAAGUAUAUAAGUUGGUAUUUCUUUUUUUACCCUAACCUUCGUACAAACAUUUUGGACCAAAGCUUGAAAGUUUAAAAUUAAUGCCCCGCAUACAUAAACUUUUCAUUGAUCUAUAUUUUUCUACUUAUCACAUCAAUUUUUAUCGUUACGCAGGAAAGCAAAGUAAGAUCAGGGUUUCAGAGCGAAUAAUGCGUAGGCUUUUCUGGUGUUUCAUGAUUUCUUAUAUGAUGCAUGUGUGCUCUACAUGCCGUUGUUCAUUUUUCAAAAAUAUCUUCUGUGAAAAAAGUUUGUUUUAGUGAAUGGUUUAAUAUUAAUUUUGCGGCUUUUGUCUUGAAUCGUCGAUUCAUCCAGUUUUGGAAGCUAGAGCACUGGAGAAAAAGAGCGUUUAGGCGAAAGAAGAUAAUCUUUGACCUUCCAACCUGGAAGCGCUAUUUCGCUUUCGAAGGGCCUGGAGCUUUUGUCUCUAUUUUACUCAGAUAAUCUUGAAAUUCCUUUUAGAUGAAAAAUAAAAAAUAUUCGAACUUCGCGUAAAUAUUUUGAAUGAAAUACUUUCAGAGGAGUAUGUUAUGUGUCACACAUGCCGGUCGUCGGACACUCAGCUCGAAAAAGAAACCCGUCUUUUCUUCCUCCAGUGCAACGCCUGCGGUUCAAGAUGUUCUGUCGUCACUAUCAAGAGCGGUUUCACUGCCAUGGUGGGCAAGCGUGCCGCCGCUCGACGCGCAGCUGAAGCAACAGCGGGAAAAUAAUUUUCCACAGCCAACUUUCUUUUCAAAUUUUUCCUUCAUAUUAUUUAACUUUAUUGGUUUGCUACUUGUUUUUUCUCGUUUCUUCUGGUUUUUCACUGGUUUUAUUUACGAUAAAAGUUAAAAAAAAUAACUCUUUCUCACGCUGAAGAUCUCAGUUUAAAAGCUGGAGAACAAUACUGCACAGAAAGAAAAUAUCGUUUUCAUGAAUAAAGUAUUGAUGGCGAAUAUGAAGGACCUCUCGGCGUUAAUCUGUCUACUUAACAAUGCGUCAUUGGAAAAGUUUGUGAAUUUGUUGGAAAGAAACUCCAGGGAUCACUCGCACGGUAUACUGUACAAUCGCCACCAUAAUCCAUUCUUUCUAGUUACAAGAAGGGCCUUGAAAACUAUUCUACAUCGAGUUGCGCUAUGUGAUGAAAGUCUGAAUAAGUGUGAAGUCAUAUUUCGACUACUGAGGUUAUCAUGAUAAGAGAGAGAUAGUGUAUGUUUUUUUUUUGGGUUUCUAGAUUAUUCAAAGAAGAUGCUGUUCGCGACGAGACUUUUCAACUCUUGACGGUGAACAGAAAAAGCGUGACGAAAGCUUGCUUCGAAGUAUUUUCCGAGUUGGUUUCUCAUUCAUUCUUUUGAAACUACUUAUGAUUAAGAAACCACUGGACCUUGACGGAAGAAGAAUGUCUGGAAAUUAUCGAAAUGUUAGAAGAAGAGACUUUGUCUUUCCGCGAUUUGCUUUGUCGUGCUGCUUGGCUCGAUAGGGCCGCCACUCUUCUCCGCCUUUUAAGGUUGAGCAACUUCAGGUGAUACUCAGAAUAAACUCGCGCACAUGAAUCCGAUUUCUCAGAACUGGCCAUGUGGUCCGGAAGCUUGCAAGAAAAGUCGUUUUGAUGAAAAAUGAGGAAGUCUCCAACGCUUUCGUCAGUGAACUCGCAGUCGUCGACGUUUGUCAUCCUCUUGUUGGUUUGUAGCUCUGCUCUGGUAACUUUAUAGCCCGCUAGGUUUCUCAAAGAUUUCUAAACGAAAAGAUCAGAAGUUUUGUUAAGUUAUGUGUUUUUCCAGUAUUAAUUUUAAGUCGUGUCUUCCCGCUGAAAUUCGAGCUUUUGCAAAUUGAAUACAAGUUUUCCCUACUUAACAGGCGAGAUGGGUAUGAAAGAGAUCGGCAAGCGUCUAUCCAUUUCGCCUUCCAAGUCGGGAAGGAUUGACUAUACUUCAGUGUGAAACAUUUUCUUGCAGUUUUUUACUGUCAGCCCAGCACCUCAUCGCUGGUGUUUCCGCAAGUGUUCUCCGCCGAAUACCUUGUCGACCGAGUUCUGUGCUCUUUGACUGAAUUUAUCGAUGAAGUUUUCUCUGAAACGAACGAUGCCGGAUCCGAUUUUCUGAGAAUAGUCUUCAAAAACUUCGAUUUUUUGGUUGGCCUCAUGCAAUCAGCAGGCCAACUUCAUCGCGAGAAUCUUACUCCGAUUUCUGUAAUCAUUUUUCUUAUUUCUAACGAAAAAAGUUAAAUAACAAAGACUAAACUUAGUAGAGGCAGCUCGAAAAAUUUGAGCACUAUAAUGAUGAACAGUGGUCAAUCGGGAGGAGGAUACUAGUAGCCCUUCCAAAUUCGAUCGGCUCAUCUUUAAAAAUCAAGAAUAUGAAAAAAAAAAAGUAGAGAAGUUAGGUUAAAUCCAACGUAAAUGUACAUAGGUAACCAUUUAGGGGUUUGUCCUCUGUCAUGAGAGCUCAAUUUACUCUAAUUUUCGGUUAUUACACGUCAAGAUACCGAUUUUGUGCCUCCAUCUUGCAAUUUCGUAAAGGAUUUUUGAGAAAAUAUGGAAAGUUCGAAAAUUCGAAUAAGUUGACCUUUUUUUGAGAACUUAUGGGUUAUAGGAUCUGUGUUGGCGCAUUAUUUCUUUGACGGACGCUACUGGAAGUGGAGAACUUUCGAAGUUCGUUCCUAUCCUGAGCCAAAUCGCGCUCUCAUUCGAUCCGACUUCCCGCGCACUUUUUCUCAAACGGUUGCUGCAUUUAGCCGCGAGCAACGUUGGUAGCUUCUUCCUUCUGUGAAAGUCAAGAAGACUGUUCAGACUGCCCAGCCUUGCUCCUACGAGCCUCAGUUGGUCGCCGUCAUCAUCGAUGAAUACAAGAAGGGUAUUCGUCUUGAGGAGUUCCAACUUGAGCUGGGCGAGUUAUGGGACGUUUUGAGGCGAAUUCGCUAUGAGAAUAUCUACAAUGCCUCUGCUUUUUACUCGGCCCUUUUCGUCUUGGCUCGAGCACAGGCUCUUCACAGGUUGGGUAUAUUGUUUCCUAGUUAUCAUUCACCAUUUCCUUGCUGAGCUCUUCAAAGACGCAGAAUGAGUUUUAUAAGUAAAAGUUUUCGUACCCUUCUUCGAGUUUUUUAUUCUUCUUUCUUGUAAAAUAAAAGGAGUACCUUUUCAUUAAAGCUCCGAGACUUACAUUUCUCUUUUAUAAGCCCGUUACGCGCCAGAUUGUCACGAUUUUCUUUCUCCGAACUAUGAAGCUCUUUUUUUCGAUGCCGCGGGGUCUGUCUCUGUGCUUGCGCCUCCGAUAUAACGGUAAUUUAUAGGCUAAGGUACAGGCGCAUGCUCAGGGAAAAGCCGCGUUUAUCGAAGAGAAAACUUCUGAAUCUCGGAGGAGGAAAAAAAUCUUGGCAAGCUAGCGCGGAAUGGGAUAGGCCUGACAUCUUCGAAGGCUCAGCCAGCGUUCGGUGGAUCAUUUUAAACAAGAAUCAUUUUAUGACAGAUUGAAGCCGGGAGUCCUAAAUGCUGUGAGAAAUGUCCUUUUCGAGCUCCACGCGCAGAUUGUCGAUUUUCAAAAGGUUUGAUCAUUCAAACUUUGACAAGUAAUGACAUAAAUCAGCUUCAAAACGUUGAUUCGAAGGCGACGAAAAACACGAUGGAAGAAUACGAUGAGCAGAUCAAAAACUUGGGCGCAGAGAUUUUUCCAAUGGUUAUGUACGAGUACGACCUCGCGAUAGCAGACAUUGAAAACGCAAUCGGGAAAUGA